This is a messenger RNA of Plasmopara halstedii, 1289 nucleotides long. RefSeq lists its product as uncharacterized. The record is from RefSeq and is a predicted model, not a curated record. NCBI's taxonomy places the organism in Eukaryota, Oomycota, Peronosporomycetes, Peronosporales, Peronosporaceae. The coding region runs from base 511 to 699 and encodes 62 amino acids. The transcript has a single exon.
CAGAUAGUUCUGACGGUGGAAUGUCAACUUGAAUUAAGACAAUUAUGUACUGAUGUGCUAAUUUCCUUGCCGACAUGAGAGCUGAAAUAAAUCUCCUGUUGGCAACAUCGGGUACAAGUCUCAAACUUGAUGAAUAUGCGUAGUGAGACGUGUCUCCUAACCUCUUCGAUUUUUGGAACGACUUGCUUCGAUUCAAGAGCUCAUUUGGCAACACAGCUCAUGAAUACAUCUGUCAUCUACUCGCAAGGAUCAGAAAUGGCGUGUUUCGAUUGACAAUAUUACUAAAAGCUUGUCGCGGUAAGGCGUGAACGUGGGUUGUCACGAUAUAGCAAGCGUCGUAUCCGUCAUAAUACCUGAUGACUACUAAUUUAAUACUAUUUGGGAAGAUAACAUCGUGCCCUUUGCUUUCUCAUCCGUCAAAUCAUUGACACCAUAUUUGAUAGGUAGACAUUUCUACCUUCGCGUCAUUGCAAUGGCUUCCGACUACCUUGUGAAUCACAGCGCUAUGACAUGCCAAAAUUACCGACACAACUCUCAUAUUUUGGCCAGCCUUCAAAGAUGUUUGCCGAUACAAAGAUUGCUAUUGUCGACCAUUUACGUGCUCUCCGUCUUGCCCAUGCAGUAUAUAACGAAGACUACCAGGCCGUUAGGAUUUCGUUAGAUGUUAAACAUGUAGUGUGCCCUCGUGUCUGUUCGUAAAUGCGGCAAAGGAUCCCACUGCCUCGGCCUACAGAGCUUAAACGACGUGACCAGUAGAUCCUUAGUUGUGCAGUUUGCUUACAGCUCAACUUUCCGGAAGCCGUUUUUUGCUGACUGUCGUACUAGAAAGAGGUACUCGCGAGACUGGAAUAUGCUUCUGCCGUUUACUACGCAUCUUGACUAAUAGAUAUUGAACGAUCUGCUCUUACCCUGACUUGAGGAAACUCUUUGCAUUAAUUCUUGCAGCUCAUACAUUUCUAUAAAUGUGCCGAUCUGCAUAGCAUGCCAAUCCUAUAGUUUGCCGCGAAUGAGUUAUACAGAUGCGUGACUUGUUGUCAGAAAAAAAGCACUUUGCUAGCUUCUUCUUCUCUUUAUUUCUGGCACGCAAAAGAAGCUAACCACUAGAUCACCAAUACACGACCAGACACCAACUGAACGAGUUCUAUUGCCUCUUCCAAUAACUGCCUUAACAACAAACAAUAUACGUCUCUCAUUUGCUUAAGUAAAUGUAGAUGAUCGCACUUCAUCCGCUAGACAAAAAAGUUGUGCAAUAGCUGCUUGUGUAAGACACCAGGCAAGAGAUUGAUUUC